Lutzomyia longipalpis is the source of this 2464-nucleotide messenger RNA. RefSeq lists its product as uncharacterized. The record is from RefSeq and is a predicted model, not a curated record. Gene Ontology annotation, cellular component: extracellular matrix. The transcript has 4 exons. Lineage: Eukaryota; Metazoa; Arthropoda; Insecta; Diptera; Psychodidae. Bases 1127 to 2395 code for a protein of 422 amino acids.
AAAUCUUCGUUUUCUUCUAAUCCUAUCUGAAGAAAAUUCACACAUAAGAGAUAAACCUGAUUUAAGAAAUCUUAAGUUUUUCUUGAGAAAAUUUAAGCCUUUAUUGUGAUAAUCUUAACAUUGACUGACUAGUGAAUUUCACUCUUUGACUCCAAUAUUCUUCUUUCAACACCUCAUGUCCUUUUCUUAUCCUUAUUUUUUUUUUAUUAAAAAAUUGUUUAACAAUCAAUUUAAAUAAAUAAAGAAAAAGCAACCUUCUGAUGAAAAGAAGUAAAGCUCAAAUUCUUCGCAUUGUACAUAAAUACACCGCCGUGGUCUCGUGCAGACUCGCGCUAAAUGCACCUUGGCAGUUGGAAACAAUUGAGAGAAAAAGAUUUUUCGCAAUUGCGGUGGAGUCUUUAAAAGGCGGUCUCACAUCCAGUACUUGAGGCAGUUGCAAUUUAGUGGUUGAUCGUAGUGGAUUUACAGUGCUUAUCCCUAAUUAAACCUAACAAUAGGUGUUACUUCUCCUGAAUUCUCGCUGUUUUUUUAAAUAAAAUUUAAAUGUGAAUGGACAAGAUUUUUUUUUUAUAUUCUUAAGAAAUCUUUAGAAAUCAUUAAUUUUUAUAUGCAAUUUAGUGAAAAAGUGUUUCCUUUAUCUUCUCAAAAUCCAAGAAAUAAAUAGACUAUUGGAAUCUUAAAGUUCUUCAAAAGUGUCGCAGUUUAUAGAAAAGAAAAUGUGCAAAAGAAUCAAUCAAAUAAAUUUAAAUAAAAUUCUUUCUGAUUUGUGUAAUUAAGCAGUCUCACACGUGUUCUCCCGAGGGAUUGUUGUGUAGUGAAAAGCAUCGCAUAAAAGAGAUUUCACGAUGCUCGUGUCAUGUCAAUGUGGCAUUUUGAUAUGCUGAGAAAAUUUUCACGUGAAGAACAUCGAGUGAAAAAAAAACCUCCAAGUAUUUAUUGCAACAGCACAUAGCUCUGCGCCAGAGAUAAAACUCUUUUAUUGUUGCAACGCGGUGCGAAUUGAGACACUCACGGUUUCAUUCACAAGCCCAAUAAGGGGGAGAUUAUAAACAAAACAAUAAAGUACCCACUAAAUACGUUCUUUUCAUUAUUCUAUGCUCAAAGUGUUCAAUGGUCAUUGAGAAUAAUGAGAAUGUUCUGGGUGAAAAUUCAUUUUGUAGUCCUUCUUAAUGUCCUACACAGUGGAUGUGAAAUUUUAACGGAAUCUGAAACACCCGAAAGGGAGAUUUUCCUGCAACCACGACACUUCAAUCCGCAUCCCUUUGAAUCAACAAAUCGCAUUGAUCGACAAAUUCAACCAGCUUCCACGAGUAUCUUCAAUCAAGGACCCAUACAGUUCCCCCCAACAAAUCAGGAUGUUCCUCCUGGUGGGAGACCUAAUCAUCCCUAUGCUGUAGUUGCACAAAGAAAUCGUCAAAAAAGUCUUCAAAGAUUUGCAGGAAUUGAUAACAAUGUCCUACCAACUGCAUAUGUUCCCCUUGCAAGACAUCCAAAGAAAUUCCUACCAGAUCGACGAUAUGACUACGAGGAUAUUUAUGAUGACUACUCAUCGCACAAGAAGCAAUACGCCUUCUCCUACAGUGUAAAAGAUGAUUUCUCCCAUAGUCAGCAGCAGAAGGAUGGAACUGUCAGGGGAAGCUACAAAGUUCACCUUCCUGAUGGACGAAUUCAAAUUGUGCGGUAUCAUGCGGAUGAUAAUGGUUACCAUGCUGAUGUAUCGUACAAUGAGGGAAAACCCCUUCCACCCCCUCUACCACCACCACGACCCACAUUCAACUACCUCAAGGGUUUCCAUGCAGAUCAUGCACCUCCGGAAGGGCCUCAACCGAGAAAUUUCAACUACAACCUCUACAUUGGACAACCACCACAUGCUAGUGCAACACCAGCACCAUCCCCUAUUCCAACGAUUCCCACAUAUGGUGAUGUCCAUCACAGUGUUCCCGGGCCAAAUGUUCACAUUCAGAGCUACAAUACAGCUGCAGAGGUAUCCGCGAGAUCCACCGACAUUGCCCCAACGACACCAGCAACAAUCAUUCAACCAACAUCGUACUACCUUAAAUCAACAACACUCCCCGCACCACGAAUAAGUUUCUUGACAACAACACCAGCAUCACCCUAUCAGGACAUCACUGUGGUCGGUGCUAAUAAGCUCCAAGCAUCAUUGAAUCCCUACGGUGCCAGAAAAGCCACGGCUAUUGAUCCAACGGGAAACUAUGAGUACGGCAAUUCAGCACCAUCAUCCACCUAUGCAACAAAUUAUGAUUACGACUACGACAGUGGCUACAGAGUUUCAGGCAUAUCAUCAACUGAAGCUGCUGCUGCAUCACAUCAAGCACAUGAAGUCAAUAAUUUAGAUAGCAAUGGUGUUGCUCUCUACUAUCAGGCAGAAAAGUAAAUGUGGUGCUAUGUAGGGUUCUUUAAAAUCCCUUUUAGGAUUGAAAUAAAUUUUCAUUAAAAAAUAAAA